CCUAACAUGAACGCGCGUGAUUUUGAGCGUGCGUGCACGCACGUGAGAGGAGGAAGACAGAAAGCUAACGUUCAAAGAGGACGACAUCUCACUCGGACCUGUAUUGAGCACGACCUUUUGCCCAAGACACGAUCUAUGAACGGGACAGUUUGUGUUUCUUACUUCCAAAAAGAAAAAGAUGAUGAUGAAGGAGGAAGUCAUGAAAAUCCUCAACGAGGCUCCCAACGCAAGAAAACUACUUCUGGAAAACUACAACAAUCUCCUAAACGUGGCCGACUACUGCUACAACAACUACACACAGCAACAGUCGAGCGAUGGCAGCUUGAAGGCGCUGGAGGAGACCAAGAACCUGACGGCACAGUCGCUGGCGAGCAUCGCCUACCAGAUUAGCACCUUGGCUACUAGCGUGCUAAGUCUGCUGGACGCGCAGACCAGUCAGCUUCGCCACAUGGAGUCUUCCAUCAAUCUGAUUGGUCAGUCGGUGGAGAUGCACCGUGAGAAAGUUUCUCGCAGAGAAAUCAGCAUCUUCACGGCGGUCAGACGGGUCCCACGCGGCCCGAAGAUCCUCCCGCCUCCCCAGCCUGCUGUUGGCUCGCAGCCCCGUCCUCCGUACAGCCGCCGUCCAAUCAGUUACCAGCAGCUGGACAACGUGGGUCACGGCAUGAAGCUCCCUGGGAAACAAUGGGAGCGCGCAGGAAGCAUCCGGAAGCAGGGAGCCUCCAUCAGGACCAGCAAGUCUCCAGAGGCCAUCCAGUGUCCGCUGGCGCCCCCUGGUGGCAGCUCCACUUUUGGGAAACCUGUGGCUCCGCCCACCAUCCCUACCACCUGGCAGGCUCCACCUGAAGGUGACAUCAUCACCACACCAGCUGAUGACACUCCGCCCCCUCCGCCCCCUCCGCCCCCUCCGCCCAACUCUUCUGAGAUGCCGAUGGCUCUGCCCCCUCCACCCGACUCCUCUGAGAUGCCGAUGGCUCCGCUCCCUCCACCCGACUCCUCUGAGAUGCUGAUGGCUCCGCCCCCUCCAGCCAACUUUUCUGAGAUGCUGAUGGCUCCGCCCCCUCCACCCGACUGCAGGCUGCCCGUGGCUCCGCCCCUUCCAUCUGAUUGCGGGAUGCCGGUUGCUCCACCCCUUCCACCCUCUGAGAUGGUCCUACCUCUGACUCCGCCCUUAUGUCUGGAGACAGUGGUGGAGGAGAGCAGCCUCCCCCCGCCAUCACCCCCUCCCACUGAUGACGACGCCUUUCAUCCGCUGUCCAAUGAUGACUCAGAGCUUCCGGCCCCACCCCCAUCAAGCCAGGAAGUAGACGGUGUGUUUGGUUCUGCAGCAUCCCUCCUCGCCGGAAGGAGUCGCCAGCGCCGCUCGCCUCCCCCUGCUCGCUCCCUCUCUCUGAGGGUCCGCCACCGCCACACUCGCUCUCUCUUUCUGCCCGCAGUCCAAUCACUGAUGAUCCCCCCUCCACCCCCUUAUCCUCCCCCGCGUGCCCCCCCCCAGCCUCUUGCUGCCUCCUCGCAGCGGUUCUGCCUCCCUGCUCGCUUGGAGCACCUGGAUCUGGAAGUGACGAUCUUCCCGCCUCCUCCCCUGUUGGACAGCCAGGCUGCUGUGGAUGCCUCGGCCCCAGUGGAGAAGCAGGACAGUGGCACCCCCCCACAUUACCUGGAGAAAGUGGUGGCGCUGUACUGCUAUGACGCCUUCAAGCCACACCACCUGUCAAUCACCCAGGGUGACGUCAUCUACCUGAUGCAUCGCCAUGACAACGGAUGGUAUGAGGGCAUCCUUAACGGCAAGCAAGGAUUCUUCCCCAAGAAUUAUGUCCAAUCCUGUGACUAGUUUGAAGCUCCGCCGCCUCACUUGC
Molecule: messenger RNA, 1853 nt
Organism: Dunckerocampus dactyliophorus (ringed pipefish)
Lineage: Eukaryota; Metazoa; Chordata; Actinopteri; Syngnathiformes; Syngnathidae
Product: ABI gene family member 3-like
Exons: 12
Coding region: 179-1828 (549 amino acids)
Cellular component (GO): lamellipodium
Molecular function (GO): SH3 domain binding
Source: RefSeq, a predicted model, not a curated record